This is a messenger RNA of Verruconis gallopava, 1632 nucleotides long. RefSeq lists its product as uncharacterized. The transcript has 2 exons. Lineage: Eukaryota; Fungi; Ascomycota; Dothideomycetes; Venturiales; Sympoventuriaceae. The record is from RefSeq and is a predicted model, not a curated record. The coding region runs from base 125 to 856 and encodes 243 amino acids.
GACGUCGAUUGCAUCGCCUCAAUGCCUUGCUGCUCUGUUUCCAGCAGGACUUUCGAGAUACACCUGCUAUCCUGCUAACCUUGUAAAAGGUGAAAUUCUGUUUCACGAAUAUCAACGGAACAACAUGGCUUGGCUUGGGCUAGGUGUCUUUUAUGGUGGAGUUAUUACGGGUGUUCCGGUGGUGACGGGUGUGGCCGAAGGCGUACAUCAUCAAAAGGAACAAAAUAAAGAAGCCGCCAACCAGACACGAAUGAUCAAAUUCUUCAUGGACUGUUAUUGCGAUAACGAUGAUAUCAACGGAUAUGCUGUAGUGUUGAAGCAUGACAAGGUCUGGCUUGCACCUAAGCAUGAAGAAACUGGGGAACCGCUUCCGCUGAAAAACGCACCUCCACCUCACCCAUUCACAGGAUUUUUCAUCAUGUACCCCGACGAUGACCGAAACCCUCGCGAGCGUGGCCUUGUCAGUACUAUCUCCGUAGAUCCUCCAAUGCUUAACUGGAUAUAUGUUAACAAAGACACUCUGGAGCUUCGGUACGGGAACCGAACACAGUCCAUUCAACACAUUGUCGGGCCAUGGGACUGGACAGAGGAUGAGAGCGGUAUCAUUCUAGAAGGAUGGGAAGGCUGGGUCGCUGUUGAAGAGGAGGAGCGAGAGGAUGGGCUCAAAUGGGCUCUGUACUAUGAUCGGUACGAUGAUGAUUUGGGAAAUGGCCGAAAAGUGAACGGGAGAAGGCGCUUACGCUGCAGUUUGGAUAGAAGAGUAUUGCCAGAGGAAAUGAGGAAGGCACAAGAACUUGCUGCUGAUGAGAAGAUGCAAGUUAAGAGUUCUGGUGACCUGAAGACGAAAUGGGGAUGAAAAAACACGGGAUUCAGCAAAACUAAUGGAACAGCUUCAACCUCCAACUAGGCUAUAUUUCUAGCCUUCACAUCACCUUCAUUCGGUGACUGGGUGAUAGAACCAGAGCGGCAAUACGGAAUCGGGACAGGGCUUUGUUCGAGUGCAGUCUCCCGCGGUGGCAAGAAGCAAUGAGAACACAUUGCUACAGCGACGUCAUUCACCGCGAACACUGUCACAUUACAACAAUCCCGUAUGGAAGCAUUUCAAGCCAUCCUUUGCUACGCGAAUUAUCCUGUGAAACGAUUCCACGGAUCAACACUGUACACAGGUUCUCCUUAUCUCACGGGUAUCAUGCGAGGGCCAUGCUGGCAUCGAACUGUAUGCCGCAUGACCUGCGCAGAAGCAUAUAACCCGUUACUGCGGCUGAGGGCGUUGCUUAUGCCGAACACGAGCCAAAUAAGGUCUAAAAAAUGGCAAUAUCGACUGAUUUUUUUUCAGCUAAUUAUACGUACAAUUUCCUGGAAUGUUUGCAUAAAGAGAAUGUGACAGUUAUGACUUGGGAUACGUAUUGUUAAUGACCACGAAAGCGAUGAAAUAGUCAUUCUCAUUAUUGUUCCUCACCACAUUCUUGACAUACGCCAUUGCUUUGAAAAGUUAGCCUAUGUCUUGACAAGGCUUGUCCUGCAUUGAAAUCUCCAGAGAAGAUAGCUUAGGGUUGGAAAAAAAUAGCAAUGAUUUGCAUUGUGUUGAGAUCGACGAUAUCGACGAUAACUCCAAGACUUCAUUCACAUCGA